[Torrubiella] hemipterigena is the source of this 2280-nucleotide messenger RNA. Lineage: Eukaryota; Fungi; Ascomycota; Sordariomycetes; Hypocreales; Clavicipitaceae. The record is from the annotation of a GenBank genome assembly.
AUGGCAGACUUUGGAAUCGGUGUCCCAGACGAGAUCGCUCGGCUUUCUCUCGGCCACUCUGAGGAGCCGCCCCCUCCCCCGCCUCAAAAAGAUGUACCAGGCGUCAUACCAGUAGACAUUACAAGAGCUUUCCGGCAAGCUUGUGGGACGCUGGAGCCUGGCCAGCUGAUCAAAGAUGGAUUCUUUACCCUGUUUGAGUCUGUAUCGGCGCUUGAGAUCAUGGAUCCAAAAAUGGACAGUGGCUGUGUCGCGUCAGGCGAUGAAUUUGACGAAUUAUACGAUGUCUCCAAACCGUUGCUGCCAGAAGAGGUACUCGGUAUUAUUGAUGAGCUAUUGUGUCACGAGAUGUCAUGGCAUAUGGGCUACCCGCUCUCGCAAACACUGUUGACAAAUGUAUAUGUUGAAGCCUUGUCUAUGCCCGACCCAGCUACCAUCGAGCUCGCCAGUUUCGUGAGGGAUAGACCGGAAUUAGAGAAAGAUCAGCCUAUGCUUCAAGUGCUACGGGCAUAUUGCCUUGGUAUGCUUAAAUCUUGUGCUUAUGUAAAUCAUAGAGUGAAGUCUGAGCACUACUACGAGGAAGAAGACUUUGUCACCAAUACCUAUAACCGUACCCUUCUUACUAGAAUCCCUACAGCAGAUAUACGCAACGCUAUCGAUCAAGCACGCGACUUGCUUACAACCGAGAAAGAUAAGCUUGGAGACCAGUUAUUCGAUGCGCUAUCAGCGAGAUUGCAGUUUCGUAAAGUCUUCCUUGACGCAGCCGAAUCUCCGCAGCAUAUGAAGAAUCCCAAGCUUGCGCAGGCGCCUUGGUUAGCCGCGCUUCCCCUUUUGCCCGUCAUCAAAACGACACAUUCAAUAGGAAAGCCUGUAGAGGACGCCUUUAGUGCAAAGCUGCAGAGAAAGUUGGCAAGCACCAUGCCCCCGAGAGCUAUUGUCAAGCUUGAGUUUGAUGAUGCGUUUGCCCAUUUGUCACGACUCUUUACGGAUGGUUCAGAGUUGAUUGACGUCCUAAACUACCACGAUUCUCAGAGCUUAUUGACUUUUGUACGCAAUUUCCAAUCUAAGAAACCGCAACCCCUUGUCUACAUCAGAACAUUGCUGCAGACGUUUCUCUUCGACUCGAUGCAAGUCUUGGGUUCCAUGAGCAUUCGCCAGCUCCUCGAUGACGACUUCUCCAUCAUUACUUUACCAGCGAGUCAGCUCUUAGAUCGUGAUAAUGAUGAGAUUGAAGCUAUCCAGGAUAUUCGCUUCACCAUGUCACAGCAACUGGAACUAUUUCGACAACGAGCUGCGCAGCCCUUCUUGGAUAUAUUUCGAACAUUUUGUCAGAAUCGCUGUCGAGUGCGCCGAACUCUUUGUCAUGUUAUCCGUGACUGGGAAAAUCUACAAUUUGACGCUGAAGAUAUCGACGACUUUCUUCAAAAAGCUGCACAGGAGCAUCCCCGAAUCCAGCAGAACUCAUCGGGUAGUGGUCUCUCAGAGCCCAUGCAUUCGCUCCCUCUGUCUUCCUGGGCCUUUCUCUACAAAAUCAGAAUGAUGGAAGAGAUUGUACAGCUGGGAUUUGAGCUGGAGGUUUAUCAACCAGACGAGAUUGCUGGGAUGUACUGGUACCUGAACUACUUGGCAAAAUCACGACUUCAGCAUACUGAACGAAUCAAAUCAUUCGUGGUGCAAAAGGUAGACGAAGCUCGUCAUCGCUCAGGAGGCAUUGACGCAACAGUGGAGAAGCAAUUACAUAGGUCGCUAUCCCAUAUUCGUCUUUCGUUGCUGGAUGCAGCCGUCACAUGGGAGUUGUCAGACGCACUGGCCAGCCUAUAUCUGGUCCUCAACCGCCUGCACCUUAUCAAGCCUGUAAACCGGCCCUAUAGUACGGACAAGCUUCGAUAUGACUUGCGCAUGAAGCCGUUUGCCCCCAUUGGCCUCCCCGCACUACCAACAUUCGCGGAAUUCACAGCCAGCACUUUGCAAGAAGAUGUAGCGUCUGCAGAUUUAUUGGAGCAGGCAAGCCGGUCCAUUUUAGGCGCAAAGAAGGGCCUCGAAACAAUGGCUAAGCUGUCUGACGAGGACUCAUUUUCGGUCGGUUCACAUGCUCAAUGGACAGCAAAUGUGAAACGCACACUCAAAUCAUGCAUUGCAACCAGCCUUGCAAUCACAACACUGCAAAAGGCCAUGGCCAAUUCACAAACAUCUUCAGGUCCAUUGCCUUUCAAAGCGGAUAUACCCGAUCCAGAAAAGACGUAUCACGAGUGGUGGCUUGUGCCCAGUAUUUCAUCCGCAUAG